AUGCGCGAGGUCUACGAUCUGAUGCGACAAAGCGGUGCCAACACGAUGUACGUGGCCUCCGAUGAUCCAGGCGUGUUUAAGCGACCGCACCCGAAUGUGACGAUGCUCUACUCGACGAAGGCGCAGCCGUCGAUGGAACAUCUCAAAGCGCACACCGGCGCUGAUAACUGGGACGUCCUCGUGCGCAACUGGGGAGGGACGCCCAUCUUUGUCGAGGCGGUGAUCGCGUCCUUCGUCGACGUCUAUCUCCUCUCCAUGUGCGACCUCUUCGUUGGGAAGUUCACCAGCAAUGCCUUCCGCACCGCGUUCGAGCUGCGCUCGGCUCGCUCCUCGGGCGUCCAUCCGUUCGUGUCGCUCGACAGCGCCUGGUGCUUCGAUUAUUUCACCAAGGCCGGGCGCAGCGACUUUGGCCACUUCAUAGAGCCGCUCGCACAGGCGACCUCCGCGCUCAGCAACAACGCUCAUCGAGAGAUCGAGGAUCCGCAGCUUCUGCGUCGCCUGUCCCAGCAAGCCGAGAAGGCCGAGUCCGGAACGGUGCUGGUCUCGCCGGGGCAGGAACGAGCGUCGACGUCGGAUGCCGUGGCGCGCACCACGGAGCCGAGUGCAGCUGCGAAGGCCGCGCUGUCGCGCAUGGAGGUGGCAAUCGCAAAGGUAACUGCGGCCACUGGUGCCGGCGCGAGAAUCGACGAUGGCGCGAGGUCCCAAGCGAUGAGCGAGCUCGAGGGUGCGAUGAGCGAGGCGGGCGAGGCGAGCGUCCCCGGCCUGAGCCGGGCGUGGCGCAGCUGGCACGCUCUCAAGCAAGCGGACAGCCAGCAGGCUUGGGAGGUGGCCAUGCAGAAGCUUUCAGAGGCCGUGCGUGACGCGCACAUCGACGACGCUGCGCCACCGGCUUCCGCCGCGAGCAGCGCCGAGGCGACGGCAAAGGCAGCGGAGCGGCGUGGCGCAUGCGAGGCGGCCGGCGACGCCGACCUGGAGCGCGUUCGUGUGUGUGCGUAUGCAGAGCGGCGUAGCCCGGAGGAGGACGACGGCGAGUGGCUUUGCGUGGGCACUGCACUGAGUAGCUGCAGCCGCUUCUACUGGGUGGUGCUCAGCCGUGGCGUGGAGGGCACGGCUCCAUUUGACGACGAGUCGGUCACGCUGGCGGUGGGUGAGCCGCUCGAGGAGCAGGCGGAGGCCGUGAAUGCAGCCGCGCGCUGCUUUCACGAGAGCACUGGACUUACGGCGCGAGAUGGAGGGUAUGUAGCUCUACUCUCAACAGACGAGUACACGACAAUCGGUGCCGUGCGCGCACCGGCCUCGCUGCCGCCGACAGCAGUCGAGGUUCCGGCUCAGAUGACUAAGCCUCGCGUGCUGCUUGCCGUCACCUCUGCCUGCACCAAGGGCUCAGCCAUGAUUGUCACUAAGCUCCGGCACUUGUGCCAGGAGCACGCGGAGCACAUAGAGUUGCACAUGCAGCUGAAUUGCUUCACCGGCGAACUCGCACAGCUUUGGGAUCCUUUGGAAGAUUGGAACCAGCACCUCCCUGCGUCCUUGUCACCGCUUCUCCCCGCCAAGGUGGACUUUAUCUGGCUGUCAGACGGCGACAUGGACCUCGCUCGCUUCAACCUCUCGGCGGCGUUGCGACAGAUGGCUGCCACAAACGUGACGCUCGCGCAGCCGCGCGUGGACUCCGCCUUCCCGGGCGGCCGCUCCACCGACUACAUCGCUCUGCGGGCAAAGAGACACGGCGAGGCUGUAGAUUGGCCGCCCAACUGCCUCAUGGUGCAAGUGGACCACAUGGAGACAGUUGUCGGCAUGCCUCGCAUCUGGUGCAAGAUGCUGGAGGUGCGCUUCGGCACGCCGCCGUGCGGCCUGCUCAAGGAGAGCAUCCGGCACCUGAACACGCACACGAUCGAGCGUUACCUCAUCCCUCGGGAGGCGCGCAACGCGUCUUUGCUCUUGCCCCUCAUGCUCGAGCUGCUCGCACCUGACUGGGGGGGCAACUGGAGCGAGGUGGUCACAGAUGCGUACAAGAAGCCACGCGGCCCAUGCCUGACGACACGACAGGAGACGGACGCGUGGGCCGACUCGCUCGCGCGGGAUCCGUCGAGGUGGAGCGAGGAGGACCGCCGUCAGCUGCACCAGUGGCAGCUCUGGCUCUCUCUGGAACGCGGGGUAGACGGGCAGCAGCAUCUCCUCUCCGAGUCUCAACGUAAGCUCUGCUGCGACGCUAUGCAAGACACGCUAGUGACGAUAUCGCGCUUGCAGCGCUCGGUGGAUGGCCCCUCUCACUUCCUGCUUACCGACGGCCGGGGCGUGCGCAAGCCCAACGGGCCAACGCUGCUCAAGCGGCGCCUCCUCGCGGCGGCUGGCUGGAGGGUGAUCAGCGUUCCAUUCUACGGGUGGGACGGCUUCGCGAGGGCCAGUGAGCGGCAAACCUACCUGGAGAGGGCGGUUGCCCCGCUGUUGCUGACAUAA
Emiliania huxleyi CCMP1516 is the source of this 2457-nucleotide messenger RNA. RefSeq lists its product as hypothetical. Lineage: Eukaryota; Haptophyta; Isochrysidales; Noelaerhabdaceae. The transcript is spliced from 9 exons. Bases 1 to 2457 code for a protein of 818 amino acids. The record is from RefSeq and is a predicted model, not a curated record.